Molecule: messenger RNA, 3146 nt
Organism: Oxyura jamaicensis (ruddy duck)
Lineage: Eukaryota; Metazoa; Chordata; Aves; Anseriformes; Anatidae
Gene: TPCN1
Product: two pore segment channel 1
Exons: 27
Coding region: 246-2699 (817 amino acids)
Biological process (GO): transmembrane transport; monoatomic ion transport
Cellular component (GO): lysosomal membrane; endosome membrane
Molecular function (GO): voltage-gated channel activity; monoatomic ion channel activity
Source: RefSeq, a predicted model, not a curated record
CCCUGGCUGAGAUCUGGGACCGAUAACGCCCCCGGGCCGAGUGCCCCACGCCGAUAUUUGGAGGCGAGCGGUGCGUAGGGAUGGGCGAGCCUCUCUCCGUGUCCACACACCCACAGGACGCUCCUGAUGGAAGACUCUGCGGGGAGAGCUUCUGACGGAGCCCUUUCACGUGGAGAACCGCAGCAGGCGUUACCGGGACUCGUCGGAGGUGGGCUUCUUGCAGCAGGAGCCUCGCGAGGGCCAGCAUGGCCGUGAGCAUGGACGAUGACGUGCCCCUCAUCCUCACCCUGGAUGACAGCGGGAGCAACGCCUCGGCCCCGCUCGACGACCUGGAUCGGGAGGAGCUGCCCAAUGAAAAUGGAGGUAGCUAUGACGUUCUCCACGAUGCCUCCAGCCCUGCUGCCGGGGACUGCUGCGCGCAGCAAAGCUCUGCCCGCCACAACUGGGAAAUGAACUACCAAGAGGCAGCCAUCUACCUCCAGGAAGGAGAAAACAAUGACAAGUUCUUCACUCACCCCAAAAAUGCCAAAGCACUUGCUGCCUACCUCUUUGCACACAAUCACCUUUUCUACCUGAUGGAGCUGAGCACGGCACUGCUGCUCCUGCUGCUGUCUCUGUGCGAGGCGCCAGCUGUUCCUAUGCUCCGCCUUGGCAUCUUCGUCCACGCAACCCUGGAGCUGUUUGCGUUAAUGGUGGUGGUCUUUGAGCUCUCCAUGAAGAUGAGGUGGCUGGGCUUCCACACCUUCAUUAGGCACAAGAGGACGAUGGUGAAGACUUGCGUGCUGUUUGUGCAGUUCAUCGAGGCCAUCGUGGUGUUGGUGCGCCAAACCUCGCACGUCCGCAUCACGAGAGCCCUGCGCUGCAUCUUCCUGGUGGACUGCCGCUACUGCGGUGCCGUCAGAAGAAACCUGCGACAGAUCUUCCAGUCCCUCCCACCAUUCAUUGACAUUCUUCUCCUCCUGCUUUUCUUCAUGGUGAUCUUUGCCAUCCUGGGUUUUUACUUGUUUUCUCCUAACCACUCAGAUCCGUACUUCAGUACCUUAGAGAACAGCCUCGUGAAUCUCUUUGUACUUCUGACCACUUCAAAUUUCCCUGACGUGAUGAUGCCAUCUUAUGCCCGGAACCCUUGGUCCUGUGUCUUCUUCAUAGUGUACCUCUCCAUUGAGCUGUACUUCAUCAUGAACUUGCUUCUUGCAGUAGUGUUUGACACGUUCAAUGACAUUGAGAAGAGGAAGUUUAAGUCUUUGCUGCUGCACAAGCGCACGGCCAUACAGCACGCCUACCGCUUGCUCAUCACCAAACAGAGGCCGUCUGGAAUUUCCUUCAAGCAUUUUGAAGGGCUGUUGCGGUUUUACAAGCCUCGGAUGUGCACCCGAGAGCGGUAUCUCACUUUCAAAGCACUGAAUCAAAGUAAUACUCCGUUACUCAGUCUAAAGGAUUUUUACAAUUUCUAUGAAGUUGUUGGCUUAAAAUGGAAGGCAAAACGAAAUCGCGAGCACUGGUUUGAUGACCUUCCCCGGACAGCUUUCCUUAUUUUUAAAGGCAUCAACAUCCUCGUGAAUUCCCGCGUGUUCCAGUACACCAUGUAUACUGUGGUGGCUGUGAAUGGAAUUUGGAUUCUCGUUGAAACCUUCAUGCUGCAAGGAGGGAAUUUCUUCUCCAGAAACGUCCCGUGGAGCUACAUAGUCUUCCUCACAAUUUAUGGCGUGGAGCUGCUCCUGAAAACCACUGGGCUGGGGCCUGUCGAGUACCUGUCCUCAGGCUGGAAUCUCUUUGACUUCUCAGUCACCCUGUUUGCUUUCCUGGGGCUUAUGGCGCUGGCGUUUAACAUGGAGCCGUUCUACUUCAUCGUGGUCCUGCGACCCCUCCAGCUGCUGAGGCUCUUUAAAUUGAAGAAACGCUACAGGAAUGUCCUGGACACCAUGUUUGAGUUGUUCCCCAGGAUGGCCAGCCUAGGUUUAACCCUGCUGAUCUUCUACUACUGCUUUGCCAUCGUCGGCAUGGAAUUCUUUGCUGGUGUGGUCUACCCAAACUGCUGCAACACAAGCACUGUGGCAGAUUCCUACCGCUGGGUGAACCACACGGUCGGCAACAAGACGGUUGUGGAAGAAGGCUAUUACUAUCUCAACAACUUCGACAACAUUCUGAACAGCUUUGUCACCCUGUUUGAGCUGACGGUUGUCAAUGACUGGUACAUCAUCAUGGAAGGGGUGACAUCUCAAACCACUCACUGGAGCCGCCUUUACUUCAUGAUCUUCUAUAUCGUGACCAUGGUGGUGAUGACCAUCAUUGUGGCAUUUAUUCUGGAGGCUUUUGUCUUCCGCAUGAACUACACACGGAAGAACCAAGACUCAGAAGAAGACAACGGCAUUGUGCUGGAGAAGGAGGUCUCCAAGGAGGAAGUGGUCGGGAUAAUUGAGCUGUACAAGCGGAGUUCAGCUGCCCCUGAAACUGCUCAGCUGCAGAAAAUCGUUUUGCAGAUGGACAAGUAUGGGCAAAUGUCAACCACGUUUCUGGGACGCAGAUCAAGGACCAAGAGUGAUUUGAGUAUGAAGAUGUAUGAGGAGGAGAUACAGGAGUGGUAUGAGGAGCACUCCAGGAAAGAAGAAUCCCAGGCACCAUCGCAAGAGUCUGCGUCUGCUUCCAACAGCUCUCUGAAGCCCCUGAGCCUCCGGCAACGCUCCCAGACUGUCAUUUAGGCCUAGCUAACGCGAGCUGCCUUCUAUGCAAUAACCUAGAGUAUUACUUCACAGCGUAUAUAUUGGGGUGGUGUAUAUAGACCUGUUCCACGUGCUGGUUGGCUUUAGGGUUAAAAGCUCUUCCUCUAAGCAGUGAAUCCCUGAAAAAGCAGGGGGACUCCGUGUGAGACUGCUGCAACCAGGGUGAGCGUGAUGCCCACGCUCGGCACAGAGCAUCUCGGACAGAACAGCGACUUCUCCCUCCGAGCUGCUUCCCAGGCUCGAGCCUGCUGUUUGUCUCCCCACUAACAGACCUGGGGGAAAGGGACGUGUAAUCCAUUAACAGGAAGAAAUGUGCUUAAGCCACCUGCUUACUAUUUAAAAGAGGGGAAAAAAAUCACCCUUUUUGAAGGUCUGCUUCGCUUAAAGGGUACCGUUAACCUAGGAAUAAAAGAAGGGGAGUGGAUU